This is a messenger RNA of Neolamprologus brichardi, 1440 nucleotides long. NCBI's taxonomy places the organism in Eukaryota, Metazoa, Chordata, Actinopteri, Cichliformes, Cichlidae. The record is from RefSeq and is a predicted model, not a curated record.
CGGAAAAGGAGUUGCGGGAAGAAGUUGUUGAACUUUGUCAACGCAGUGAUAGUAAAUCUUCGUUAUUUUUUGCUUUCUGUUUUAAUCUAACCAACAUUGUUGAAAUCAACAGCCAGUUGAUUUCGCCUAACCCACGGAGGCGGGUGGAUACGUGUCUGUCUGCCUUUAUUUGUCGAUUUUCACUGUUUUUGAAAGCGAAAGCAAAUUGAAGCGGGCCUGUGAAGCCAUGUCUGACAACAUGGAUGAGGAUGAGCCUUUACCUCUCCAGCAGGACCUGACCUGCCCUAUAUGCCAGGGCAUAUUCCGGGACCCGAUGUUGCUGCCCUGCACCCACAGCUUCUGUCGGGAGUGUCUGGAGGAAAAUUGUAAGCACAGCAAAACGUGUCCCGUCUGCAGGGUGGUGUGUGACAAAGACAAGGCCAUCGCCAAUCGUGCGCUCAAUAGCACCUGCGAGUCCUUCCUUAAACAGACGAACAAACGACCGAAAACCAUUCAGUCCAGUGAGGCAGUCUGCAACCUGCACCUGAAACCCCUGGAGCUGUACUGCGAGAAGGACGAGGAGCCGGUGUGCGUGGACUGCGUCCCUCUGCACAGCACCCACAGGCUGUACACACUGAGCGAUGGGGCGCCCAUGUGCAAGUCUUUAUAUAGCUCUCUGCUGUCUUUUGCUAAGUUACAACUGUCUCUCAUUAACUUUACACAUUGCCGUCUCUUGUCUAGAGCUCACUGGUCUCGUUCAGAGCCUCGCCUUCCCUACGGAUCCCUUUUGAACGUGGCCAAACACGUUGGUGGUCUGGGCUUCAACGUAUGGAAGAAAAUGCAGUCUCAUGUGAAAUAUUAUCCAGUGCUGUUGAACCCGAACACAGCCUCGCCUUGGCUGUCUUUGAGUUCAGACCUGGUCAGUGUGAAGGAAAGCUCAGAGCGGCUGACCGUCCCUGAUAACCCAUAUCGCUUUGAUCCCUGCGUCUUUGUCCUCGGUGCUGAAGGUUACACCUCCGGGAAACACAAAUGGGAUGUCCUUGUAGGUGACAACCCCAAGUGGAUAGUGGGAGUGUGCAGAGAGUCAUUGCCGCGUAAAAAGAAGUUUACAGUCGCAACAAACCGCGGUGUGUGGGCCUUAGGACUGAGCAAAGGGGUGUAUAACGUAAUGACGACUAAGCGUGAAGAGCUGCAGCUUCAGCAGCGACCUGAAAAGAUUCGAGUCAAGCUUAAUAUGGAAAAGGGAGAGGUGUCAUUUUGGGAUGGAGGGUUAGGGAAGCACCUGGUCACACUUACACACAAGUUUGAAGGUGUGAUAUUUCCUAUUUUUGGUCCUGGCCUCCAUAGCUCGCCCAUGGCUCUGGUUCCAGGAAAAAUAGCUAUACACAUGUCAACAACCCAGGAUAAGGUUAUUGCCGUGAAGAUGCGAGAUUGAAAAUCAAUGAUGAAAAACUUUUAAAA